GAGGUCCCAACGAAAGACAACGAAACACCAUGUUUGCCAGAUUUCUUGCAGAAGAGCAUCUCGAUGAGGAUCAUCACGAUGAGGAGCAUCACGACGACGAUAAGCCUUGGGGCGAUGUCAUUCUUGCUUCAUUCUUUGUGCAGCUUGUCACUCUUUCCGGUAUCGUUUUGAUGGCCUCGAUAGGUCUUUACGGUCGUAUAGGCAAGAGAGAUACUCACACAAUAUGGGCUAUCUUACACAACAGAGUCAUCCCGGCUUUCGGGGCAGGAGCUCUGUUGGCGACAGCCGUUUUCUUGAUGAUUCCGGAGAGCCUGGAAUUGCUGAGUGGCGGACACGAGGACCACGGAGAAGAAUCUACUGCGGAAUUCCUCAAUACCACUGUCGAGGACGAUCACAAGGACCACUCACAUUUCCGACGCUUCCUGGAAGCAGAAGGAGAACUAUCAUCGCAUGGAGCUGGGCCUACGUGGAAAUUUGGUGCUUCUUUAUUGGCUGGGCUUCUUUUACCCAUGCUGCUUUCCUCUGUAUUCCCAGUACCUGAUAUUGAGGAUUGUGAUGUAUGCGAGAAGCUUGAAGAAAAUGAAGCUUCUGCACUAUCUCCUGCGGCGGUGGAGACCUUGUUAGAACAAGACAAGGAAGCUGACAGCACAAAACCCGAUACUGAAGACAAGACCACAAUGGAUGAAGGUUGCGAUGCCGGUGAAUGUGAAUGUGGCCAUCCUAACCAGGUUGGCAAGGCCGAUGACGGAACCGACAAUUCGGAAGUCUCACUGUCAGUGAACAAACUAGACAAGUCUAAAUUGGCUCUGCCACUCCAAGGACACGCAAUCAACCGGGGUCUUGCCAGUAGUAUUCUGCUCGGGGACGCUUUCCACAACUUUUGCGAUGGUCUCUUUAUCGGCAACGCAUUUUUGCUGUGCAGCCGAGAAGUUGCGUAUACCAUCGUCGCCGCCACAGUUUACCAUGAAAUAGGUCAGGAGUUGGCAGACUUUUUCCUUCUUGUCCAUCACUGUGGCUUUGGUCGCGUUCGAGCUUUGUUGCUCAACUUUCUCUCGGGCUUUUCGGUUGUUAUUGGUGGAUUGAUUAUUCUAGCUUCCGACCUAUCAGAUGAAGCGACCGGUUCUAUCUUGGCUAUUUCUGCUGGUGUUUACAUCUAUAUUGCUGCUUCUGAAUGUAUUCCUCGUAUUCAAGCGAAACGCAAGACCAUCAAGGACACUCUCAUCUUUGUCUUGUGCUUUGCGACCGGUGCAGUUCCGAUUGGUUUGGUUCUUCUCAACCACGGUCAUUGCGAGGCUGGCCAUGAUCAUGAAGAAGAGGAUCACUAGAAGUGACAACUCAUGGUGUCAACCAUUUAUUAGUGCCUUGACUUUCUUCCCAAACUAGUGCUGUAGUUGCUCCUACGUAUUGAUAAGAUGUAGAGAUUCCUGUUACUUCAC
This is a messenger RNA of Phaeodactylum tricornutum CCAP 1055/1, 1436 nucleotides long. RefSeq lists its product with no specific name. Gene Ontology annotation, molecular function: zinc ion transmembrane transporter activity. The coding region runs from base 30 to 1325 and encodes 431 amino acids. The record is from RefSeq and is a predicted model, not a curated record. The transcript has a single exon. Gene Ontology annotation, cellular component: membrane. Lineage: Eukaryota; Bacillariophyta; Bacillariophyceae; Surirellales; Neidiaceae. Gene Ontology annotation, biological process: zinc ion import across plasma membrane; intracellular zinc ion homeostasis.